AUGAUAUCAGAGAAAAUCAAGAUGGAACCGGGAGCUAGUCGGAAUGCGGAAUGGAGGCCAUCGGUGUUCUGCAAGAAUACCGAGGACAUUCAGAGAUAUUUUCGUAUAUUCAAACGAGUGGCAGGGGCUAACGACUGGUCUGAAGCCAGACAGCUGUCGGUCUUACCGGCGCUGUUCACGGAGGAGGCAGAGUGGGUGGCAGAGGAACUGGAGUCUGCAGCACCUACCUCCGUCGAACAGGCCGAGCAGCUGGCUGUGAGGCUGCUGUGCUCUAAAGAAAAGCGGAAGACCAGGAUGACUGGAACCGGUGAUCGCCAGCCAGCUGUUGGUGGUCUUCGCUGCUUCACCUUUGGAGGGGUAGGCCACUUCCAAAGGGAGUGCUCCAGUCGCAGAGAGGUAAGGAAGCUGAGCACCAACAGGGAGUCUGAGGUCAAAGUCAGAGUCACGAUUGGAGGAAUGUCCAGUGUGGGUGUUCUGGAUACGGGUAGCGCUGUGAAUCUUCUGAGUGAAGAAGAGGUUCAGGAGCUAGGCCUUGACAUGCACCAAAAGGAUUACAUCCAGUGUGUUGCUGCCAAUGGGAAUACUGUACAAGUAUGUGGUCUGGUGGAUGCCCCGAUUGUUGUUGGGAAAGCUAGUGUCGAGCACACGUUUCAUGUUGCUAGGAACCUGGCUGGCCCGUUGCUUCUGGGCAUGGACAUACUGAAGAAGCUGAACAUUGUGAUUCUCUUGCGCUUGGUGAACCGGACAGAUGAAGAGAUUCUCAUUCCGGCAGGGACUGUACUCGGACACAGAGAGGAGCUGGAGAUAGCAGAGCUGGCGAUGCCCGAAGUUGCAGGAAAUCAAGCUGCUGAGUCUGUCCAGGAGCCCAGGUCGACUGAGCAAGAGACGCUCCAAGCUUGCGGAGGCCAGCUGGAAUAUGGGAGUUCAGGUGGUGCUCCAAGUGGCACCCUGGAAGAGGAAGUUAGUAACGCAGCGGGUACCUAUCGGUUGCCAGAGGUCGGGCAUGUACCGGAGCCCUACCAGUCGCAGCUCCAGCAGAUGCUAGUGGAGUACAGGGAUGUUUUCUCACAGUCGAAUGAAGACAUCGGACGGCACGUCGGUGACAAGGUCAUGAGCAUUGACACGGGAGAUGCGAAGCCCAUCUGUCAGCGUGCGUAUCGCACUCCGUUCCAUGUGCGAGACGAGAUGAAGAACAAGUUGGAAGGAAUGCUACAGCAGGGUGUGGUCGUGGAGUCCCAUUCGCCUUGGGCGAGCCCCGUCGUGCUCGUAAAGAAGAAAAAUGGAGACCUGCGCUUCUGCUGUGAUUUUCGGGCGGUGAACACGGUGAGAAUCAUGGAGGACAUGUUGGGUGAGCAGCUGCAGAAGCAAGCAGUUGUUUACCUGGAUGAUGUGAUCCUGUUCACUGAUGACCUUUCCAGUCACCUGAAGUACCUGAAGGAGACACUGGACAAGUACCGAAGCCAUGGACUGAAGUUGAACCCCCACAAUUGCCUGAUCGCAAAGACUGAGGUCGACUUCUUGGGACAUCGUGUGAGCUGUGAUGGAAUCCGACCAUCCGCUACCAAGCUGGAAGCACUCGAAAGCUGGCCCACUCCGAGAACCAGUAAGGAGUUGCGAACGUUUCUGGGCUUCGCUGGCUACUAUCAUCACUUUGUUCCAGGGUUCUCUCAGAAGGCAGCACCUCUCACUGACCUUUUGCAGAAGGGCAAGGACUUCAACUGGAGUGAGGAGUGCGACAGGAACUUCAAGCAGCUGAAGGAGGAUCUGCAGUCGUACUCGGUGCUCCAGUGUCUUCGGAUUGAAGAGGAGUUCACACUCACGACCGAUGCUAGCCUGACCGGCUGGGGAGCUGAGUUACGCCAACCUGCGGGAGUGAUAGCAUUUGCUUCAGGCAAAUGGAACUCAGCCGAGUCAAACCGAAGUGUCACGGAAAGGGAGUUAACUGCAGUAGUGAAGGCCGUCACGGAGUUCAGACAUUACAUACUGGGAAAACACUUCACCCUGAGAACGGAUCACGAGGCAAUCAAAUACCUUCAGCGCUCGAGAGUACCGUCGGGACGGCUGUUCCGCUGGCUGGAACUUCUCCAGGACUACGACUUCGUCAUGGAACAUGUUCCAGGACGAGUGAUUCCACACGUCGACGCGCUUUCGCGGCGUCCGUCCAAAGGAGCUCCGACCGAGCGACCGGCUUCACAACUACGACCAACGGCCCCUGAGUUCAAGCCGAAGAGUCGGCAAGAACGAGAAGAGAAAGAAAUCGAGGGAAAACGAACGGAGGAACCUGCUGAUACUCAAGCAAGCCGAGCUGUGAUCAGAGAGACCAGGAUCCUCGAUGAUGAAGAACUCUCUCUAGCUGAGGAAGUUGGAAGAGAUCCAGUGCUGAGUCUGCUGAAAAGUGCAUUGCAAGGCAAGGCAAUCGAUCCGAAGGCGCUGACUUCCGACCAGCGAAAGGAACUGGAGUUCUAUCAGAGGAUGGAUGGCCUCAUGCUGAAGCAGGGAUUGAUCUGGGCGGAAGACAUCGGAGUCUAUGGAUCCACAGAUGUUGGUGCCUGA
This is a messenger RNA of Amphibalanus amphitrite, 2553 nucleotides long. RefSeq lists its product as uncharacterized. The record is from RefSeq and is a predicted model, not a curated record. Lineage: Eukaryota; Metazoa; Arthropoda; Thecostraca; Balanomorpha; Balanidae. The coding region runs from base 1 to 2553 and encodes 850 amino acids. The transcript is spliced from 4 exons.